This is a messenger RNA of Sebastes umbrosus (honeycomb rockfish), 811 nucleotides long. RefSeq lists its product as uncharacterized. The coding region runs from base 170 to 811 and encodes 213 amino acids. NCBI's taxonomy places the organism in Eukaryota, Metazoa, Chordata, Actinopteri, Perciformes, Sebastidae. The transcript has 6 exons. The record is from RefSeq and is a predicted model, not a curated record.
GAGCCGAAUGGUGAACAAACAGCUUCCAGCAGUCAGUCAACAUAUCAGUCCAAUGCUGAAACAGCAUGAAAAGAGCCUGGGAGGAAAUCAAACAGCUCUGAGGCAGAGACCACAGUAUAUAUACCUGAGCAGGUGUCAUGUUAAGUUGUAUUGAGUUCUCGCUGCAGACAUGAUGACUUCAAAGAUCGCCCUGACUGUUGCCCUGGCAGCUGGAUUGCUCCUGCUUUCUGUUACUGAUGCUCGACCUGCCGACAGCACUGAUGCCGAAAGUACUGGAGCACAAGAGGAUGCGGGAAUGUCCAUCGACGGGUUGUUCCAGGGGCUGAAGCAGUUUUUGAAUGAAACCUUGACUUUUCCUAAGAUCGACUCGGAUGAACUGCAGGCCAAUGAGAACAAAGUAAAGGCUGACAUCAAAGAGUCGGAUGACGUCAUAAUGGAAAUGGAAGCUGAGAGCGAGAAGGAAAUGAAGGCUUAUGAAAAAAUAUUGGAUGAGGCCGAAACCGCAUUCGUGGAUCAGCUCAAGAGCACUACAGAGCCUGACUUCAAAACAAUCGAAGAGAUUGAAGGCAAAAUGAUUGAUGAGAUCGGGAACGAAAUUAAGAGUGAAGAAAAAAUCGAGGAGGAGGUCUAUAACUACAAGAAGCCUGAGAUCGAGAGCGAAGAGAAUGCUCUGAGCGAAAUUUUGGAUGACGACGAGAGCGAAAUGGAGGCUGAGGCUAAGAGCGAAAUGGAGGCUGAGAGCAAAAUAGAGGCUGAGAUCGAGAGCGAAAUGGAGGCUGAGAACAAAGAAGAAGAAGCAGUAUCAAAUUAA